Ricinus communis (castor bean) is the source of this 863-nucleotide messenger RNA. RefSeq lists its product as uncharacterized. The transcript has 2 exons. NCBI's taxonomy places the organism in Eukaryota, Viridiplantae, Streptophyta, Magnoliopsida, Malpighiales, Euphorbiaceae. The record is from RefSeq and is a predicted model, not a curated record. Bases 169 to 681 code for a protein of 170 amino acids.
GAAGAAGUAGAAAUAGAUAAUGAAGGUCUUUGCUGCUCAUUCAGAACAAUCUCUCUAUCUGUACUGCUCCCUCUAAAAUUUUUUACCAAAUUUCAGUUACCCAAUUGAUCAUCAAGAACAGGUAACUAAAUGAACCAAUAAAAACCCUAAAUUAAGAAACCAAAUAACAUGUCAGCCAUUUCUACCUCUUUAGUUACCACGACUCAUUCACUGUCUUCUACACAGUCUUCAACUCCUUCAAGAUUCAAUCUUUUCCCCAUUUCACACCCUUCCCAUUUUUCUAAAUCUCUUUUAUGUUCCCACAAUUUAUGCUGUUACUUCCCAAGAAAAACCCCAACAGUAGUUUCCUCUAAAUCAUCAGAGGCAGAAGAGGAAUUGUCUUCUACUGAAGAUGAGUGGCUCAAGAAGCUUCCUGACAAGAAAAAGCCUUUGUAUUCUCAUAGCCUGCCUUGCAUUGAGGCUUGGCUCAAAGAUUUAGGCUUUCAUCAAAGCAAAGAUGAUCGUGCUAUAUGGCUUAUUGAAAAGCUCGAGUGGCAUGCUCAGUUAUCUCUUGAUAUAACUGAUUUAUAUAUAAGGUAUUUAAAGAGUGGACCAGGGAGUCUUGAAAAAGAUGUGGAGAGGAGAUUCAGUUACGCAUUAAGUAGGGAGGACAUUGAAAACGCUAUUCUUGGAGGACCUUAGAGAUGAGCACCACACGGUUAUUCUUGCCACUGUAUGCUGGCUACUCAUUUUAAUGACUUUUUCAUCCAGGAAUUGCAGUUAUUAUCUUAUCAUCAAGUAUAUGAUAAUUAAAUCCUCUGUCGAGCAAUUCUUAUAUUCUUUUUUGUGCUUUACAAAAUCAAUUCUGCACCCCCUUUUUUGUA